AUGUUACAAGAAAAAGAUACGCCACCUGAAUCAGAUUCUGAAGAUCCCACAGAAGAGUCGAAUCAGCCAAACAAUUCUAAAGAACUUGUGAUUGUUUCCAAUGUUGUACUCAUGCCAAGUCGUGAAGAAAGAUCUCGCAAUAAUUUCCGAAACCAGUUUGAAGAGCAAUUGCUCCAAAAUCAAAAAAGUGAUGAGAAAAAUGAAGGAGAACGGGCGUCGUGCUCGUCACUUGAAGUUGUUAAAAUUAAAAGAUCGGAAGCAUUUUUAGCUCGUACCAACGCAGAGUUACCAAGAGAGUUACAAGACAUCAAAACUGCGAAAUUUGAAGAACAAACGUUCUGUUUGUCUCAAGAUGUUAGCAUGAUUAUAGAAACGUCGGCAGUUAAUGAUAUUAAUUCAGAUUUAGAUAUUACGCUAGAACCAUCCGAAAUUGUGAUGUUUGAGACGUCAACCCCAUUUGAGGCUGCUCCAAUUUAUGCCGAAACAUUAAUCGCUUUGCCGGGUGCUUCUACAGCAAAUAAUGAAGCUAUCUCCGAUUCAACGAAUGUGUCAAGCGUUGACCCGUUAGGUAGUGAAUUUGACGAAGCAUCUUCUAAUAUAACAGGAUUAGAAAAGGCAAAGCUAAAGGAUCCAUAUGAGAAUAUACAAAUAGGCUCGUGGGUUGUUACAUCGUACCAAUGUUAA
Messenger RNA from Parnassius apollo (apollo), 684 nucleotides. NCBI's taxonomy places the organism in Eukaryota, Metazoa, Arthropoda, Insecta, Lepidoptera, Papilionidae. The record is from the annotation of a GenBank genome assembly.